GUGGGCGGGGCCACAGAGUAACAGAUGUAGUAGAUUAUUUAUACCCAACUCAUGCAAAUAAUUUUUAUUGAUGCAGACACAUCAUCAAUGAGACAUGUCGGACAAAAUUGCACAAAGUGAUAUAGAUGGUUAUGGGUUUAAUAUUUCUAAAUCAUUCGAACAUACAGUUUACAGUGAAUUUGUGUCCGAAUAUCUUCCAGUAAUGACCAGGAGAGCAAGAAGAUGGCAGCAGGUGAUUGGGAACAAGAAUUCCAUAGCAAAAUCGGGAACAGUGAAGAGAUUUUGUAGAAAAGGGAUUCCGUCUGCUGAACGCCCCAAGGCAUGGAUGUGUCUAAGUGGAGCCAAUGAGAGAAUGAAGAACAACCCACACCUUUAUCAACAAAUGCUUGAAAUGGACCAUAAUAAAGAACUUGUUGAUACAAUCACUCUGGAUAUUCACAGAACAUUCCCAGACAAUAGAUAUUUUGCUAGCAACCAGAGUGCCACAAGUUUACAGAAACCGCUGUUUAAUAUUUUAAUAGCUGUAGGACAUCGAAACAGGACUAUAGGUUACUGUCAGGGGAUGAACUUUGUGGCUGGGUUGCUGUUGCUGGUAAUGAAAAGCGAGGACAGCUAUGAAGAGAAAGUAUUCUGGCUUAUGGAUACCUUGAUAAACAAUAUUCUUCCGGAAUACUUCCAUCCAGAUAUGCAUGCUGUAAAACUUGACCAAGAAGUGCUUGGUGAACUUGUCAGAUGGAAGGCUCCAGACAUUUACCAUCAUCUUGAACUUCAGGGUUUGUCAUGGUGUCUAAUAGGAAUGAAAUGGUUUAUCUGUCUUUUUGCUGAUGUGCUACCUGUUGACACUGUGUUACGUAUUUGGGACUGCCUUUUCAAUGAAGGCCAAAAGAUUUUGAUGCGUGCAUCUCUAGUCAUAAUUCUCAGUAACAGAGAUAAAAUUCUCAGGUGUACAAACUUUAGUGAAGUCACUGAUCUCUUUAAGGAAACGGUUCUGGGGAAAGAGAGUCUUCAUUGCCACUCAUUCUUACAUAGCAUGUUUAAAGAUAUUGGAUCUUUACCCAUGGCUAGAAUCAACAAACUAAGACGUUUGUGUGAAAGUAAAGUGGUAUAGAAAACCUCAUUAUAGACACUGUGCUCUAGUCAUUUGGUUAAAUUAUUCCAUCAAGACUUUAAAAGAAAUUUAGUGUAUAUUAGUACAUAUCAGCUAUCAGCUAGCUCUAUUUGGAAGGAACAGCUAGUUCAACUAUUGUCACCCUGAAUUAAGAUCUGAUUAUAUGACUGUAAAUGUGGUAUCAAAGUCGGAGAGUCACAAAACAACUUUUAUGUACGCAGCCUGUCCAAAACAAAGCCCUAGAACAGUCACUGUGUUUAUAUGGAUGUGUUUAAAUAAGAAAUCUAUAAACAAAGUAAACAAAUAGGAAACAAGGAUAAAACAAGCAUGUGGAAGAAAAGAUCAGUACAUUUCAUUGGAACAAUCAGUGGCAAAAACACCACUGGGGGAGUUUGAACUGUUUAUUUGCGUAAAAACCCAUCCUCUUAAUCUGCACAUUGUACCAGUUUAUAUAUAUAUUUUUUUAAUUUUGAUUAUUGUGACUCUCUAAUAUAUAUUUAGGGUUUUUCAGAUAUUUUUUAUUUGUUUUUAAGGCCACCAUCAUAUAUCUUACGUAGUUAUUUUUUAGUUUAUACUAAUUUGUUUUAGCUCAAUUGUGAUUGUAACCACUCUUACAUAUUUGUGGAUAAAAAUGAAAUAAUGAAGCUCUCUUAUGGUAAUUACCAAAUUUAUAAAUUUUUUAUACAUGCGGUCUGAAUUUAUUUUGUACUAACCUUGUACCAUGAUUGAUUUUCGUAUCAUUGUACAUCGGUCAGUUGGUUUUUAUAUUUGAGCCGUGCCAUGAGAAAACCAACAUAGUGGGUUUGCGAACAGAAUGGAUCCUGACCAGACUGCGCAUCCGCGCAGACUGGUCAGGAUCCAUGCUGUUCGCUAACGGUUUCUCCAAUUCCAAUAGGCUUAAAAAGCGAACAGCAUGGAGCCUGACCAGACUGCGCAGAUGCGCAGGCUGGUUUGGAUCCAUGCUGGUAGCAAACCCACUAUGUUGGUUUUCUCAUGGCACGGCUCAUUUCAUGUUUACACUUUAGUGUUAAAGGCUCAUAAUGCAUUGUUUAAAAUGUGGCUGACAAACAUAAAAUAUAUCAGUUUAGUGUUAAAUCCUAUUAAAAUAAUUGUUUUCUCUAUUUUUGUCAAAAAAUUGAAUAUUGAUGAGCAAAGUAGAAAGUUUGAUUGAAUCUAUUGUUUUUUUAUUACCUCCCUUUUUGACAUUAACUGUAAAAGCUUAAGGGCAGUUUUAAAAGUCCCGCUUUUCUAACCAUAUUAUUAUGCGUAACUUCUAUAUGGAAAGCUGUUUCAUUUGUUUUUAACAUAAAAUUUAAAGCCUUAUGGGACUUGAAUAUUCUAAAUGUUUGACCCAUUUUUUUUCACAACAAAUUCCAUUUAAAAUAAGUGCUUAAUAAUGGUCACAUCUCCAGAAUGACAUAUUUAGUGUUUUUUGUAUACUGCAAGAGUCUAAGGAUAUGUUAUUUGAUAAUUUUGCAGAAUGAUGUUCAGUCUAUUAGAACUGUUUAUAACAACAAUGCCGCUAGCUGGAAUUUGUACGUAUUUAUAAGUCACUUGGAUUUAAUGCU
Molecule: messenger RNA, 2676 nt
Organism: Mercenaria mercenaria
Lineage: Eukaryota; Metazoa; Mollusca; Bivalvia; Venerida; Veneridae
Product: growth hormone-regulated TBC protein 1-A-like
Exons: 1
Coding region: 95-1108 (337 amino acids)
Source: RefSeq, a predicted model, not a curated record